UUUCAGUAUUAAUUAAAAUGAGAUUUUAUUUUCCUAUUUUACGCAAUUUUGAAUGUUUAGCAAUUCAUGAAUUCAAACAACAAUAAAAAAAAUUUACGAUUCCGAUAUGUGCAACUAUAAAUGGUUUUACGGCUGCUCGAGCGAAGAAUUCUUAAAAAUGGAAUUAAACUUAAUUAUUGUGUAUGCGAUAACGCAUUUUGCUAUUUUAACACCAUUCUCGGCAUCGCUGCCGAUGUUUUCUGGUAAAGUAAAACUCAAAGAGGUUCCCUACAUAGCAGCCAUACACGAAAACGAUACGUUUUUAUGUUCAGCGACAAUCGUUGAUGCCGAAUGGAUUCUAGCUCCAUCAGGUUGUGUGCGCGAUAACAAGCCUUAUCUUGUAUCGACAGGAUUAAAUUCGUUUAAAAAAUUUGCCACAUUCGAACAAACUGUAGCCGUGAAAAACGUAUUUUUCAUGGAUUCCGAAAAAGAGGGAGAAACUAUUGCAGUUGUUCAAGUGGAUGAAGCAUUUAGUUUUAACGAAAAUGUCAGCGCGAUUCCUAUUGUGAACGACGAGGAUAUCGAGGUCUUGCUCGAAAAUAAUGUCGAACUUUUUAUAGGAGGAUGGGGCCCGCCUAACGGGAACAAAGUACGGAAUUUGGAGAGAGCGCAAGUAAAAAUGGUGGAUCAAAAACUUUGCAGUUCAAAAAUGAUCUAUCGUUUUACUGAGGCACUUAACAUUUGUUUCUAUAUCAAAAUGAGAGAUUUAUUGUAUACAUACUAUGGAGGACCGCUCGUUGUAGGAAAUCAUUUGAUUGCUAUUAAUCUCAGAACCAAAAAUUAUGUUGGAUUAUAUUCCAUCUAUACUAAAGUUCAUGGCGUUUUUAAGAGCUUUAUAGACACCCAUGUUUUACACUUGACGACUGAAAGUAGUGAAUCUUCGAUUGCUCCAUCAGAUUAUUCAUCAACUAUUACCGAUGAAGCUGAUAUUGUGACUAGUACUCUUGCUGAUACACGUACAUCUACUCUAUUUACUACUACUACUGCUGGUACUACUGAAGCUGCUACAACUAUUGCUGAUACUUCUACUAAUGCUUUGGUUUCUGAAAAUCCUGUUGACACUUCUUCUCAAUUACUUGAUGAAGCUUCUUCUGCUGCCUCAACGACACCUAAAGGAGUAAUUACAACUGCUAAUAUAGACUCUCUUAUUUCUGGUAAUAAUGCGUGGUUGGAAAUACUUGAAUGGGUAAAACUAGUAUUUAGCGCGUUGAUAAAAGAAGAAUAAUCAUGAAAUUUUAAUUUGGUUUAAUUUGGAAAAUUUAGAAUAUUUUAAGCAAAGCAGAGCAUUCAAAUUGUAACUGUGAAAUAAAAAUUAUUCUUUAUUUUAAUUUUGAAAUAAACCUAAACGAAAAUAUUAUGUUGUGUAAUUUUUUUGUUUCUUGUUUUAGUUUGCGCGACAAGGCUAAACCAAACAUUAGGAUUUAAAGAAAGUGUGAAUAUUUGUUUCGUAGCAAAAGAUAGAGAACGAAAAGUAACAUAUUAUGGAGGACCCUUUUUCGUAGAUAAUCGUCUAAUAGCUAUUAAUCUACUACCGAAAAACCAUAUUGGUCUGUAUAUCAAGUACACGAAAGUUAGUGAUGUGUCAAAAAAAUUAAGCGAUCUUGCUCCGAAACCAAAUAUUAUUUCUACUUUAACUACAACGGCUAUUUCUACAACAACUCCUAUUACUACUGAAAUUCUCUCUUCUACUUCCACUACUGAAAUUCCUACUACUACUAAAAUUCUUACUACUACUGAAAUUCAUACUACUACUGAAAUUCCUACUACUACUGAAAUUCCUACCACUACUGAAAUUCCUACUACUACUAAAAUUCAUACUACUACUGAAAUUCCUACUACUACUGAAAUUCCUACUACUACUGAAAUACUUACUACUACUAAAAUUCCUACAACUACUAAAAUUCAUACUACUACUGAAAUUCCUACUACUACUGAAAUUCCUACUACUACUGAAAUUCCUACUACUACUGAAAUUCUUACUACUACUGAAAUUCCUACUACAACUCCUACUACUACUCCCACUAUAACUAGUACUCCUGCUACUACAACUACUGCUGCUACCACUACAACUCCUACUACAACUACAACUCCCACCACAACUACUGCUUCUACUACAACUACUACUCCUACUACCACUACAACUCCUACUACUAUUAAAACUAGUAUUACUACAACUACUCGUAAGGUCAUUCCUGCUACUGUAGUAUCUUAUGUUAACGUAAAAACUAAAGACAAAACGUCUACUUUAUCUACUACCACAACUACUCGUCCAACUAGUCCUGCUAUUGAAAGUAUAAAACAAUCCGAGCCGAGUUGGUGGCUACAUCAUGCUGUUAAUUCAGUAUUUAAAC
Phyllotreta striolata is the source of this 2390-nucleotide messenger RNA. Lineage: Eukaryota; Metazoa; Arthropoda; Insecta; Coleoptera; Chrysomelidae. The record is from the annotation of a GenBank genome assembly.